AUGUUCCUGCCGCUAGCGCUCGUGUCGUUCCUUUUACUUCUUUUCAAAAGCCCUGUCCAGCAGAGUCAGCAGAAACGGCCUCUUGUGUUUAGCGAUAUCAAUUUCCUCCAUACCACGGAUACCCAUGGAUGGUACUCGGGACACAUAAACCAGAAAACGUACGAUGCGGACUGGGGCGAUUUCGUUCUGUUUGCAAGUCACAUGAAAGAAAAGGCUGCCGAACAGGGCCAGGAUCUUUUGUUGGUGGAUAGUGGCGACCGCCAUGAUGGAAAUGGCUUAUCGGACAUAACUGUGCCCAAUGGAGAAAAAUCGUUACCCAUUUUCAUGCAACAGCACUACGACAUCAUUACCUUGGGCAACCACGAGCUCUAUUUGGCCGAGAAUUCUGCCCAAGAAGUGGAUUUACUCAUUCCCCACUAUAAGGAGAAGUACAUCUGCUCUAAUGUAGAGUUCGAAAAGAACGGCACCUGGCACCCGUUUGGAACAAAGUACAGGUACUUUCUGACACCAAUUCAAGGAGCACGGGUGCUUUCGUUUGCAUUUUUGUUUGAUUUCAACAGGAACAAUGUCAAAACAAAAGUCACUCCCAUCGUCGAUGCCAUUGAGCAAGAUUGGUUUCAGGAGGUUUUGGAUAUGUAUCCCCCAGAAUCAGUAGACUUGCUUUUGAUAGUGGGCCAUCUUCCAAUCACCAGAAAAUGGAGUGAAGUAGGUGUACUCCACGCUAAGUUGAGAACUUAUUACCCUGACACCAAAAUUCAGUAUUUUGGUGGUCACAGCCACAUCAGAGAUUUUGUUGUGUACGAUGAGAAGCUGACAGGACUCCAGAGUGGCAGGUUCUGCGAAACUGUCGGCUUUCUUAGUCUCAAUUUGAGCUCAUCCGAUCUUGACGCCCGUGAAAGAUAUUUCCGUUCAUACAUUGACUUUAACACUGACCUGUUUGAGUUUCACUCUGGCGCAGGAGGCGAUUUCGAAACAAAAAAAGGAAAGGAGGUUUCUCAAUUGAUUCACCAAACACGCAAGGACUUGAACUUGGACAUGCGUUUGGGCGAGGUGGCACAAAAUUACUACAUGGACUACGUACCCAUUUCGCAUCCACAUAGCAUUUUCCGCUUACUUACGAAAAGGGUUUUACCGCUGCUCCAUCCACAAGGAAACAUAUCCGUAAAUGAAGAAAGGAUCAUAAUAAUCAAUACCGGCUCAAUUCGCUACGAUUUAUACAAGGGGAAUUACACAGUGGACUCGCAUUACAUCGUUUCGCCGUUUCAAAAUGAAUGGGUGCGGAUCUCUCUUCCCAAACGGCUUGCCGUCAAGAUCAGCCCUCUUCUUAACAGAAACGACUACAUUGCCAGUGCCGGGAGUGGGACGUUCUCGAAUCUGGACUUGCGGCCUCCACAUCAAAGAUUCAUGGAAAAUAAAAUAUCAGCUUCGAAAUUUUCAGCAGCACAAAUCCCAAUGAUACGCCCAGGAGUUUUUGCACCGGAAUCUACGGCUGGAAAACUUUCCAAGGGUUAUGUGACGCAUGAUGACUUUGGUACUGAUGGCGACGAUACACGCCACCGACCAGUGAUAAAUUACCCGAUUCCAAAUGUCGUUCAGAGUAUGGAAUUUCAGAAGAGCAAUCCCGAUGCAACAGUGGACGUGGUAUUCUAUAGUUUUCUCCUUCCUAAUAUCGAGUGGGCUAUGAAAGAAUUGAACCACGCUAUGCCUCAGGUCGAUUUUUAUUCAGACAAGUACUUGGGUCUUCUUCUUGAUGAGUACGUGCAAAAGAAUGAAGUUUAG
Messenger RNA from Clavispora lusitaniae ATCC 42720, 1779 nucleotides. RefSeq lists its product as uncharacterized. NCBI's taxonomy places the organism in Eukaryota, Fungi, Ascomycota, Pichiomycetes, Serinales, Metschnikowiaceae. Gene Ontology annotation, cellular component: cytosol. Gene Ontology annotation, biological process: nucleotide catabolic process. The record is from RefSeq and is a predicted model, not a curated record. Gene Ontology annotation, molecular function: hydrolase activity.